UCCAGUAGGAGACCCCAGGGGCUAGGGAGGAUUCCAUUCCCAUUUUCUUUUUUUUUUUUUUUUUUUUUGAGGCAGAGUCUCACUCAUUCACCAGGUGCCAGGCUGGAGUGCAAUGGCGUGACCUCAGCUCUCUGCAACCUCUGCGUCCCAAGUUCAAGCAGUUCUCCUGCCUCAGCCUCCCCAGUAGCUGGGACUACAGGUGCACACCACCAUUCCCAGCUAAUUUUUUUGUAUUUUUAGUAGAGAUGGGGUUUCACCAUGUUGGCCAGGAUGGUCUUGAUCUCUUAAACUUGUGAUCCACCUGCCUGGGCCUCCCAAAGUGCUGGGAUUACAGGCCUGAGCACCCAGCCUCCAUUCCCAUUUUCUUGGGAAAAUGUUUUCACUUCUCCCCAAUCACACUGAUGUUGCCUCUGGGUUUUCAUGUAGGGCUCUUAUUUUGAGGUAUGUUUCUUUCAUGCCUAGUUUGUUGAGGGAUGUUGGACUUUAGUGAAUACUUUAUCUGCACCUAUUCACAUGAUCAUAGGCUUUGUGUUCUAAGUACAAGUUUGUGCCAUGAGUCCUCUUUGUUGACUUGCAUGUAUUGAACCCUCCUUUCAUCCUGGGAGGAAGACAACUUGAUCAUGAUGAAUUAUGUCUUUGAUGCACUGUUAGAUUCUGUUUGCUAGUAUUUUUUGACGAUCUUUGCAUCUGUGUUCAUCAGCUUUCCUGGCCUGUGGUUUUAUUCUUCUGUUGAGUCCUUGUCUGACUUUACUAUCAGGGUGAUACUGGUUUCAUAGAAUGAGCUAGGAAUGAAUCCCACUUCCUUGAUUAUUUGGGAAUAGCUUCAGUGUGAUUGCUACCAGCUCUUCUUCGUACAUGUGGUGAAGUUUGACGGUGAAUCCAUCUGUUCCUGGGCUUUUUUGCUGGAAGAAGUUUUAGUAGUGAUUCUUUUUCAUUGCUUGUUGUUGGUCUGUUGAGGGUUUCUAUUUUUUCCUGGGCAAUCUUGGGAAGUUGUAUGUGUCUAGGAAUCCAUCCAUUUUCUUCUAGGUUUUCUGGUUGAUGUGCAUCAAGGUGUUCGCGGUCGUCUCUGAUGAUCUUUUGUAUUUCUGUUGUGUUGGCUGUAAUGUCAUCUUUCUCAUUUCUGAUUGUGCUCAUUUAAAUCUCGUUUUUAUUGGUUAGCGUAGUCAACCGUCUGUCAAUUAUGUGUAUACUUUCAAAAGCCCAACUUUUUAUGUCAUUAAGUCUUUGUAAUAUUUUUGUCUCAGUCUCAUUCUUUUUCUGUCCUUUCGGAGUUUCCUUUUUUUUCAGGGUCUAUUGCCAGACAGUGAAUGUGAUCCUUGGUGGUGCCACAAUAUUCAGAUUUGUCACACAUCAGAAUCCUCACACUGAUUCCUUCUCAUCCGGAGAGGCUGCCACUCAUUCUCUUUGGAUUUAUUUUCACCGGGAUGGGGUUCCUUUGCACAUUUCCCCCAGCCCCACAGGGAGUGUGACUGUAGAGCAUGUUGGGAAGGGUCUUUUGACUUUUUCCAUAGUCUUGGGCGCUUCUGCAGCAGGGUUUGUGUUGGGCUGUGCGGUUCAAAUUGCAGGCGGGGAGCUGGUGCUUAAGGGGAAGAGCCAGCCUCUGCACAAGCAGGUGGGUGUGGACCUGUCUGCUUCCUGUGAGGUGCUGUCCGUUGUUUCAGGUGAAGGGCUGGACUAUGAAAUGCCUGGAGCCCUGAGCUUCCUGUUCCGUGGGAUGAGGAAACACAGCUGGGCAGAGCCGGAACCCCUGGCUUACCCACAAAUAUCCUAAUGAUGAGUGCAGGCACCAGGUCUGAUGGAUGUGGCUGGGGCAACUCCUGGUGAAAUGCCCUGAGGUCUCUGCUGGGGGAGAAGUGGGGCAGGAAGGACCUGCAUCCAUUUCCAUUCCUCAAUGGGGAGGAACAUUAUCUGUUCCCCUAUCACACCCCUGCUCCAGGGCUCAUGAGUCUCUGUUCAGACACACACCGUUGUCUCUCCCCAGGCCACUGUGUGGCUGAGAGCCGUGGGAAACGCCUGCCUGCCACUCUCUGCAGGAAUCAUCCCAAGGUAGAACCUCCUCACUCAGCACAGCGUAGACACCUGCUGUCCAUGUCUGUCAUGGUCACACUGGUGCUUCAUGUAGCUGGGAUGUGGGGCUUCUACCUUUCUGGGUGGAGAAGUGGACAUCAGUUGUGGUGUUGCUGGCUGGGGAGACCCGACCUCAGGCCCUGGGGUGAGUGGUCAGGUGCCAGCAGAGUGGGAAAGGGCUGGCAGUUCCCUGGAUCACAGGCCUCUAGGUGGCCAGCUGAACAGCGUGUGUGAGUCCCAAAGGGGCUGGAAUGGGAUUCCACUGUUCCAGGUUUCAGGUGCCGGCUGUGAUGAGGAGAAAUGGACUGGUGUCCAGGUCACUGGCAGAACUCUCAGGUGGGGCAGGCAGAAUUCUCAGGGGGUAGAGCCUGGGGGCAGAUCACAGGCCUGUGGGGACUGGGCUAUCAGAAAGGGGCUGAGGCUGAAAUGUCCAGGUAGAGGCCAGGCAGCUGUGCUCUGGGCCGGUCCCUGAAGACAGCAGGCCCCUCGGCUGGGGCACUGGAGACUAGCAGGUGUGGGCCCAGGGCCCGCUCACACUUCCCUCCUGAAGAGGUGGCACUUGGUCUUGCUCUGGGGACACGCAUAAUUGCCAGGUCUCCCCAUACUUUCCCUGGGCCUGGAGCUGUAGGGACCGAGGCAGAGGUGGCAGUGACUGUAUAGGGCUUGUCAGGAGCCUCUGAGCAUUGGGCUUUGAGAGGGCACCCAGCCAGGGCCACAGUGUUCAGGUGGGGACAGGAUGGGUGCACUGGGGCCCUGAAGCUGGCAAGCCCCAUUUAGCAGGAAGGAAGCCCCAUUUAGCAGGAAGCAACAGAGAUGGGGAGCUGUGGGGUGCUCAACUUGGCUGCUCUGUACCCCAGUUGUCAUAUUUAUUCUGAGGUCCAUGGAAGUGCCUGGCCUCCUCCCUCCAUGGAAAGGCAGGGGCAGCUGGAGCCAGGUUGCUCAGGGAUGGAAAGCCUAUGGGAUUCCAUGUGGCUCCAGUGGGGCCUCAGCACACUCUCUAGGAGCAACCUGUGUGCCCCUGGAGGCCCAGAGGGGCAGGUACUCUCCUGUGAGCAGGAUUGUAAGAGUCCACAGCAGAGGGGUGGAUGCCAGGGGCUCUCCCUCACCCCUUCCCCAUGUUAGGGGGCCUCUCACCCCUUCUCCUUUUCAGGGAGCCCCUUAUUCACCCCUUCCUUGUGUUAGGAGCCUCUCCUGGCUCUCAGCUCAUCUCUUCUCUGCUUUCUGUGUCCCUCUGCUUUCUGUGUCCCUCUGCUUUCUGGGGUUCUCUGGUGCACCCCAGCAUCCUCUCUUAGAACAUCCGCUUAACGUGUUGGUAUUUCCUCACCAUUUUGGUUCCUCUCUAUGAGAACGGCACACACCACCUGCUUCCAUUCAGCCAACAUGAGCCUGAACCCACAGGCAUUUUUUCAGCACUUCAUACUCUUUGGAAAUCCAGUCCUCAUGAGAUUGGCAUUAUUUGAGAAUAAAUUUCGUUUUUUCAUUGGUUUUUAAAUUACUGUUGUUUAUUCUAGAUGCCCUUCACUCUACAUAGUUAAGACGUUCAUUUCAUUGAUGAAUUUGUGCACAUUGAGUUCAUGUUCUUUCUUCAUUUCUGUACAAAUGUCAACUAUUUUCUCUGCAAGUGUUUACUAACAUACUCCUUUCCUUCGCUCUGAAAUUGUGACAGAGCGAUGUCUGUUUACUCUUCUCAUUCUAUUUCUGCGCACAUUAAUUUUCUUUUCUUUUUUUUUCAUUUCUAGGGUUUCUGUGAUGGCUUCUGAAAAAGAGAAUAAAUACUCAGCACCAAUAUGAUAUUUAUCAUUUUAGCUGUGUCUUGUUCUGGAUGAAAUUAUUUCUAAAUUUGUUGAUGUCAUUCACUAUUUUCACGUCACUAUGGUUUCCUAAUUCAUUUCUGUAAUCGCCUGUAUUUUCUCUAAUGAACUCUUUGAUUGUUACUCCUCUGGGGUGGUUUUCUCUCACACACCUGAUCUUCCUUAGGGCUUCUCAGGGCUGUCUCAGGAAUGAGAACUGAUGAGGGCAUUGCUGUAGCUGCUCCUGCCCGGCAGUGUCCACUCUCCCAAGCUUAGAAUCGGCUCCGUGUUGUGCGCGGCACAGCGGGGCCCUUGUGAGCCUCACACUCAGGAGUGGGAGAUGCCCGGUCCAACAGCGAUAAAGUGUGUCUGUGUUAUGUGCACCCGGGAAAGGUGGCUCAGAGCUGAGUGUGGCCUGGCUCACUGAGCUGAGCUAUUUCAGGGCCUGUCCACAAACAUGGAAGAGAGGGAGCCACAGUCUCUCCAUGGUGGAACAGUUUCCUAAACUUCUUUCUUUGUUCUGAGAGAGAGAAAGACAAAGCGCCACGGCCACUCUGUGGGCUGGACAGAUGUAUGUUUUCACUGCAGGCUUGAAUCCAAGCUGAGGUCUUGAGCAUUCCCAGCUACUGAUAAAGCACCUUACGUUAUUUCUAGAAAACACUGAAAAUUUAACCCUUUUGCUGAUGAUGUAGAAACAAGCCCUGCCCUGAACAAAAUUCCUGAAACUCUCAGGUUAAACUUCAUGACCCCAAGCCCCUCACUGCAGACACCCAAUAGGCAAGCCACAGUUACAAGGAUGAGAUGACUCAUUUUUAAAAAGGGGAAGUUGAGAUGGGAACUAUUUGGUUGAAAGGAAACCCAAAAUCCGGUUCCAAGAAAGAAGCCAACUUUCCUUCCCCUGUUUCCCUGCAUUUCUGUUCUGUGCCCACAGCCACACACAGCUCUGCCUGGACUACACAGACAGAUGUGAGAUGCGUCUCUGCUGAUCUGAGCCUGCCUGGAGCAUGGACCUGCAUCUUCCCUGAAGCAUGUCCAGGGCUGAAGAGACAACUGCCUAACACCGAGGGCUCAUCCAUCCGCAGAGCAGGGCAGUGGGAGGAGACGCCAUGACCCCCAUCCUCAUGGUCCUGAUCUGUCUCGGGCUGAGUCUGGGCCCCAGGACACACAUGCAGGCAGGGACCUUCCCCAAGCCCACCCUCUGGGCUGAGCCAGGCUCUGUGAUCCCCCAGGGGAGUCCUGUGACCCUCAGGUGUCAGGGGAACCUGGAAGCCCAGGAGUAUCAUCUAUAUAUAAAAAAAGCAUCAGCAUCCUGGAUUAAGCAGAUCCCACAGGAGCUUGUGAAGAAGGGCCAGUUCCCCAUCGAGUCCAUCGCCUGGCAACACGCAGGGCAGUAUCACUGUCAGUAUUAUAGCGACACUGGCUUGUCAGAGCCCAGUGAUCCCCUGGAGCUGGUGGUGACAGGAGUCUACAGGAAACCCACCCUCUCAGCCCUGCCCAGCCCUGUGGUGACCCCAGGAGGAAGCGUGACCCUCCAGUGUGGCUCACAGGUGGCAUUUCAUGGCUUCAUUUUGUGUAAGGAAGGAGAAGAUGAACACCCACCAUGCAGAUCCCAGGCCCGUACCCGUGGGUCGUCCUGGGCUGUCUUCUCCGUGGGCCCCGUGAGCCCAAGUCGCAGGUGGACGUACAGGUGCUAUGGUUAUGACUCUCACUCUCCCUAUGUGUGGUCUUCACCCAGUGAUCUCCUGGAGCUCCGGGUCCCAGGUGUUUCUGAGAAGCCAUCACUCUCAGUGCAGCCAGGGCCUGUCGUGGCCCCUGAGGAGAGGCUGACCCUCCAGUGUGGCUCUGAUGUCAGCUAUGAUAGGUUCACUCUGUACAAGGACUGGGGACCUGACCUCCUCCAGCACCCUGGCCGGCAGACCCAGGCUGGGCUCUCCCAGGCCAACUUCACCCUGAGCCCUGUGAGGGUCUCCCACAGGGGCCAGUACAGAUGCUCGGGUGCCUACAACGUCUCCUCCGAGCAGUCGGCCCCCAGUGAUCCCCUGGACGUCCUGAUCUCAGGACAGAUCCCUGACACACCCUCCCUCUCAGUGCAGCCAGGCCUCACUGUGGCCUCUGGAGAGAACCUGACCCUGCUGUGUCAGUCACAGAGCCCAAUGGACACUUUCCUUCUGACCAAGGCGGGAGCAGCUGAUGCCCCUGUGCGUGUAAGAUCAAGGAAUGAAUCUCAUAAGUACCAGGCUCAAUUCCCCUUAAGUGCGGUGACCUCAGUCCAUGUGGGGACCUACAGGUGCUACGGCUCACGCAGCUCCGACCCCUACCUGCUGUCUCACCCCAGUGACCCCCUGGAGCUCGUGAUCUCAGGAGCAGCUGAGACCCUCAGCCCAUCACAAAACAAGUCCCACUCCCAGGAUGCCUCACAGCCCCAGGAUUACACAGUGGGGAAUCUCAUCCGCAUGGGCGUGGCCGGCUUGGUCCUGGUGGUCCUCGGCGUUCUGCUCUUUGAGGCUCAGCACAGCCAGAGAAGCCCCCAGGAUGCAGCCAGGAGGUGAACAGCAGAGAGGACAGUGCAGCCUUCAGAGUGCUGGAAACCUGAGAACAGAUCUAAUGAUCUCAGGAUGUUUUGGGAGACAAUUUAGGGGCUACAUUUUCUGGACUGUCUGUUAAUC
Messenger RNA from Callithrix jacchus (white-tufted-ear marmoset), 6523 nucleotides. Its product is annotated as leukocyte immunoglobulin-like receptor subfamily A member 3. The record is from RefSeq and is a predicted model, not a curated record. Lineage: Eukaryota; Metazoa; Chordata; Mammalia; Primates; Cebidae. Gene Ontology annotation, molecular function: inhibitory MHC class I receptor activity. Gene Ontology annotation, cellular component: plasma membrane. Gene Ontology annotation, biological process: interleukin-10-mediated signaling pathway; immune response-regulating signaling pathway.